AUGUCCAAGGGCGCACUUGUACGUCGUAUCGAAUCACUCGAGGCACAACUUGCCGCCGUCUCGAAAGGGAAACCCUCUAUCGCCCAAAGGGAGGGCGAGCAGCUUGACGCGACAGCCACGCAGUCACAUGGCCAGAAUACGAAGAGAAACCACCACUUGCAUGGUGUUGUCCGAUUUUUGACUCUUGGUCAUGACUCCAAUGAAGAACAGUCGUAUCUUGGACCAUCAUCAGGGGUAUCUCUGGUUGAGAAUGUCAAGAAAAUGCUUCAUUACGCCGAAGAGGGGAAAUUACUUCCUGUAACUCCCGGUAAUCGGCCACAGCAGCCAUUCAUGCCAGAUACUAGUGACGAAACAAUGGCACCUCCACCAGAUGAUGAAACUGGGGCUCAGAUCAUCGAUGCUUAUUUCAAAAAUACACAUUCCCGUCUUCCAUUUUUAAAUGAUAGUGAGAUCCUCGAAUUGCAUGCAAAAAGGUACCAGCCAAUUGGAACAAGCCCGGAAGGACAGUUUGGUCGAUUCAAACUCUACAUGGUCUAUGCGGUCGGGUCGGAAGUAGUUCAAAUGUCGGGAACAUACGAAUCGACCCCUCCAAGGGCAUUCCUUACGACAGCGUUGCGUUUCGAUCCAACCUUUCGGGAAUCGAUGUCUAUCGCCAGCAUCGAAGCGAUGAUGCUUCUGGUAGUACACACUCUAGUUUCCACGUCAAAUUCCAGUGUCUGGUACAUGAUUGGGUUGGCAAUGAGAACCUGCAUCGAUUUUGGAUUGCACAGGGAAUCAAGAUAUCAGAAUUGUAACCCGAAGGAGGCUGAGUCGCAUCGCCGACUGUUCUGGUGUGUUUACAUCGUUGAGCGCCACACUGCCUGGGCUCUCGGUCGGCCAUUUAGUAUUCCCGAAGAGGAAAUUGAUGUCGAACCUCCAUCUAAUAUAUAUGUCUCUAUGGAUACUGAUCAAAUGCUUGAGAUGACUGACCAGACUCAACCCAAUUUACAACCUCAUUCUCCAAAGCCAAAACUUGGCAGAUUUAUCGCAACCAUCCGGCUGCAAAGAAUAGUCUCCGACAUACACACGCGCAUUUUUCGCAUUGAUCGGCCCGCCAUAAGCCUAUUACCAGAGAUCACAACCCUAAUGUCUACACUGCAAAGUUUCAAAGAGAAUCUGCCCCCUCUCGACCUUGCCGAAAAUGAUUUUAUCCAAAUGCACUGGAAUAAUGCUAUCCGGGUUGUACUCCAACCUUUCCUAGGCCUCCUUCAUCCGGAAGACAAACUUAUCAGUACCAGUCUGAACGCAUCUGGACAAAUGUGUCAACUUUUCAAGAGAAUUCGUCAAAGGGACUCAACCAUUCACUCUUUCCUCCUUGUCAACUCAAUUUUCGCUGCAGGUUUGACCAUGUGGUAG
This is a messenger RNA of Penicillium angulare, 1395 nucleotides long. RefSeq names its product fungal specific transcription factor domain-containing protein. The record is from RefSeq and is a predicted model, not a curated record. The transcript has a single exon. The coding region runs from base 1 to 1395 and encodes 464 amino acids. Gene Ontology annotation, molecular function: zinc ion binding; DNA-binding transcription factor activity, RNA polymerase II-specific; sequence-specific DNA binding. Lineage: Eukaryota; Fungi; Ascomycota; Eurotiomycetes; Eurotiales; Aspergillaceae. Gene Ontology annotation, biological process: DNA-templated transcription; positive regulation of transcription by RNA polymerase II.